This is a messenger RNA of Cladocopium goreaui, 1694 nucleotides long. Lineage: Eukaryota; Dinophyceae; Suessiales; Symbiodiniaceae. The record is from the annotation of a GenBank genome assembly.
GGACAUGGUGGUGGCUACUUGGUGGAGCAGUUGCAGUCCGACAGGUCGAGCCACUUCUGGGGUCCUAAGGCGGAGGGUGGGGGCCAUUGCCGCGACGGCACGGCAGCACUGGCCUUGGAGUUCGGGCCCGAGCCCGACGACGAGAGGGACUGUGGCUUGAAAUUCUCUCUGUGGAAUGACUUGGGCAGUUCCUUCGGUCUCUGUUCUCAUGAGUAUCUUCGCUCAGUGGAAGCACGGAGCUGCUUUGACAUCAACAGCUCAUGGGAACGCUUUGCCGCUAAAGAUGCUUGCAGAAUCUUCAGGGAAUCCGAGGAGCUGAUAGUGGAUUUGAUCAUGGAUCAAUCACGCUUACCUGGAGUGGGAAAUAUCAUUAAGUGCGAAGGGCUCUUUGCCGCGCAUAUUUUUCCACUGCGGAGGUCUUGUGAGUUGAGUGUGGCGGAGUGGAUGGAAUUGCUUUUGGCUUUGCACCGCUUUUCGGACCAAUGGUAUCAACACUGUCAACAAAGUGCGAACGGCCAGCAAAUGGGAUGUUGCCAUUUGAUGCGUGUCUAUGGACACUGGAACUGCUCUGAGUGCCAGCAUCCUGUGAGUCUAAUCAAGGAGGGCAAGCGCCAGCGCAUCACCUACUUCUGCCCCAUGUGUCAACCGCACGAAGAAAGCCACAGCAUCCCACGGUCGCAUCGUUGCGAGAUGCUGAUAACCUUGACACCGUGUCACUGUGGGUUACAGCCAGCGGUCUUGCAAGUGCGCGCGGGGAACUAUGCUGGUGCUUGGGACGAUCGGAGGCCCUACCUCUCUUGUUCCAGAAGGCGUGGCAGCCGUUACGACGAUGGCGGCUGCGGCCUUCCUGGCCCCUGGGAUGGCUGCGGCUUUCACGUGUGGCUGGACGACGUGCACACGAUGCCGGAGUGUCACUGCAAGAAGCCCGCGCUGCUGCGCCGCGUGGUGGGACUGCGUGAGAACGGCCGCCACUUCCUGCGUUGCGCACAGCGCGGCGCAGGUGGCUGCCGCUUUCGCUGUUGGUUGACCUUCAACGUCCCGGUCCCACAGCGGCGCUGGCGCCGUGGUGCGGCCGUCAGGGUGGAAGGAGGUGAGCAAAGAGCACUGGAGGAGGACAGCUCCUCCCCCGAGACCUCCUCAAGCGAAAAGGGCGAUGUCACGGAAGGCACGACUUCAAAAAGAACGGCGUUCACAGCGGCUGGAUACAAAACCAAACGUUGGCUCACCCGAUAACAGCCCCGGGGCUCGUCCCGAUAGCAGCCACCUGCAGGUUUCAGCUACCAAAUUUCAGCAGAUGAUGUGAUGAAGCUCCAAAUCCUGGUGCCGUCCAAGUCCUGACCCAUCCUGACCCAAAAUGCUGCAGAUCCAGAUCUGUCCUGGGCAGCUGAAAGAACUUGGAGCGAGUUGCUCCAGUAUUUGAUUGCCAAAGUUGAGGUGAAAUUGAGAGACGCAUUCAGGCUGACUAGUCAACACUUCAGGCCAGCAUUUGGCCUCGUUAGACUUGAUCCAGCUUGACGCUUUUAUAUCCAGCUUGACGCUUUUGAUCAGAUUGCAGGAGAAAACCAACAUUGCGGAGUUUCCAUUGUUGCACUUUUCUAGUGGUUUCACAUAUAUGUGUGUUUUAUCCUUGUUUGAUAUCAUUGGUAUAGACUCUUGAUGGCGAAGUGCCCGAUCCAAUGCCAGACUUCACUGCG